Molecule: messenger RNA, 3387 nt
Organism: Scomber scombrus (Atlantic mackerel)
Lineage: Eukaryota; Metazoa; Chordata; Actinopteri; Scombriformes; Scombridae
Gene: rab4b
Product: RAB4B, member RAS oncogene family
Exons: 8
Coding region: 122-763 (213 amino acids)
Biological process (GO): regulation of endocytosis; Rab protein signal transduction
Cellular component (GO): endosome
Molecular function (GO): GTP binding; GTPase activity
Source: RefSeq, a predicted model, not a curated record
GGAAACCUCUAGCAUCGGAGAUAAACACACUGAAGAGGUGUGAACCAGACGAGCACAGCUGUCACAACACCGAGACAACAGUAAUAAAAAAAGGACUGUCCUUAACACAGCGAGAGUCAACAUGUCUGAGACAUACGACUUCCUGUUUAAGUUCCUCGUGAUUGGCAGCGCUGGGACGGGGAAAUCCUGUCUCCUCCACCAGUUCAUCGAGAACAAGUUCAAACAGGACUCCAACCACACCAUAGGUGUGGAGUUUGGCUCCAGAGUGGUCAAUGUUGGUGGGAAGACAGUCAAACUGCAGAUCUGGGACACUGCUGGGCAGGAGCGAUUCCGUUCCGUGACACGGAGCUACUAUCGAGGAGCAGCAGGAGCGCUCCUUGUCUAUGAUAUUACUAGCCGGGAGACCUAUAACGCCCUGACUAACUGGCUGACAGAUGCUCGAACACUGGCAAGCCCAAACAUUGUUAUUAUCCUGUGUGGCAACAAGAAGGACCUGGAUGCAGACAGAGAGGUGACCUUCCUGGAGGCGUCACGCUUCGCUCAAGAGAACGAGCUGAUGUUCCUGGAGACCAGUGCUCUGACAGGGGAGAAUGUCGAGGAGGGUUUCCUGAAGUGCGCUCGCAUCAUCCUCAACAAGAUCGAUUCAGGAGAGCUGGACCCAGAGAGGAUGGGUUCAGGUAUCCAGUACGGAGAUGCUUCGUUGAGGCAGCUGCGACAGCCAAGAGGCAACACCACACAGAAUAAGCAGCAGUGUAAUUGCUAGGGAUCGGGGGCCCCACCCUCACCUCAACUUACAGGCCCACACAGAGAGGACGUCCCCUAUAGCUCCAGGUGUUUUUUGGUGUGUGGUACCCUUUUUUUCUGCAGUCUCACACACCUCAGAUCACCUGGAUGAGUGGUCAUGGAGAUCACUGCAACCCCUGACCCCUGACCUCUGGCAAAAGUCUCUACUUCUUGCCGGAGGAGAUCAGCAUUGCCCCCGCGUCUGGACAGGGAAACCCCUCGGUGUCAACACAUUGGGAUCAUAAAGAAGCUGAAAAACAGGUUUCUCAGUUGCUUACCAGACAAGGACAUGUCAAGGGUUGUGUGUAUGGGCUGCACUGUUGUUUUUAUCUCUGUGCUUUUCUUUCUGGUUUUAGUAACAUGCUUUCUACAUUUGCACAUCUUUGGUUGUAAAUUAUUUAACUGUUUUGCAUAUAUUCAUAACUCAACCUAUCCAGAUAUGACUCAUGAUUAGCUUGGUCAGCAUUUUUUUAAUUGGAACAUUGAUAUUUUGCUUUUUAUUUACCAUUUGACUCCUUAUUUGCACUCAGUUUUACUCUUUAUAACUUCAGCCUGUCAUCGAUAGUGACAAAGUGAUAAACCAUCUAAACGUGUCCUCUGAUAAGUAAAGUGAAGUCAACAUGCACAGAUUUUGGUUUAUUAUUACUGUAUAUAAUUAUGAUUCCGAUACAUUGCAAAUCUUUUAAAGGGUUUCUGCAUUUGUUGACCAGUAGUUUUUCUCAGACCUGAUCCAAAUGGAAGCACCUAACUGGUGGCAUAAAGUGUAUUUUUGAAGUAAUACAGAUCCAAAAGUAGAGCUCAAGGCUUUUACUAAUUCUGAAGUGUGUGUUACAUUGACUCUGUUGAAUUUUUGCUUUGCGUUAAAAUGCACUAUUAUGCUGUAGAGUAUUGGCCUUAGUGAAAUACUCGAUAUUGUGGAUUUUUAGUAUUCCCAGUCACUGUCUUUCUAAGGGGAAUGGUCCAGUCACUCCAUUUUCUACAUAGACAAGCUUGGGGUUAGGUUAAAAGCACAAAAAAGGAGAUUUUGCUCUUUAUUUUACUCCAAUGGUCCCAAUGUCUGUAUCUUAUCAUGAUCAGAUUUAGCCCAUGUUGAAGUCCUUGUUUCUCUGAUCCGAUUAUAAUAGAAGAUUAAGAAAGGAUCAUCAAUUUUUUGCAAAACUAACAAUGUCUUUGACUCCUCCUGCUGGGAUUUUUUCUCCAUUUUCUUGACCUCCCUUUAAUUCAUGUUGCUCUUCAUGCACAUACUGUACAAGGGACGUCACAGGAAACCACAGUUGGUUUUGCCUCAGUGCCAUGUUUGGGGAAACUUUCCUGCCGCCCACCUAGUUCCCUUGUAGAGGCUUAACCCAGUUUAAUCAUGCAAGGUUGUACACCAGCCUUGAGUAAAGUCAGGAUUCUGUUUUUAACCUUGCAAGUAGUUUUUACUUCUCCUUGUCGAGCACAGAAACAGCUGUCUGCUCUGCGACACAGUGGGUUUGCAGAGCUGACCCAGAUGUUUUCUCCUUAGAACAGACCCUGCAUUGCCCCAGAGAGAAGGGAAUUUCCACUGAAACAUGGUUUCCUCUUUCCACGCAACACAGACUGUAGGGCUUGUGGUGCUGCUAAGAGAAUGCGAGUUAACAACGCAAAAACAUCCCAAACUCUCACCCUACUGUUGAGUCAAAUGCACUGCUUCUGUCUGAACCACUGAGAGCAGGUCACAGUGACCCAGUGAGAGGAGAUCAAACACAAACUGCCUGCAAAAACCUAUUUCUCAUGUCUUCUCCUCAAGUGUUAGCAUAUGUGCUCCCAGACAAACCAUAUGCGUUUAAGCUCAAGUGAGCCAGCACACUUAUACAGGAGGAAGGUGAAUUGUGCAAACAGGAGAUAGUACAAGAUACCAAGAGACAGAUGGUCAACAAAUGUGUUUUCACAAAAAUCUUGGCAAUGUGUGAUAGUUUGUCUCCUUCUGCAAGUGCACUUUUAAUUUUUUUGUUCUGUUUAUAUGCUGUAACUAUAGAAUUGUACAUUUUAUUUUACUUGAACUAUACUGUAAUAAAGAUUUUAAUUGUAGACGUUAUCAUCAUUUUUACUAAAUAACAACUGAGAUCUUAAUGUGAUUCCCUUGUUUGUGCUGUUACAAGGCACGAUUUGUUGUAGAAGUGAGAACUCCUGCUGUCGGAGGUUUGAUUUGUUUAUUGCAUGCUGCUGACGUGGAGGUAAUGAUGAAAGGAUGUUGACUUCCUGAGCUGUAGGAGGCCAUCAGUAGGAACUCUGAUCACUCAUAUUCACAAGUUGUUGCAGACACAGUACAGCCUCUAUAGCUUUACUGUUGAUCUGUACAUAUUUAUUGUGCAGUUCCUAAUAAGAACUUAUUAAAAUGGCCAUGUGAUAAACAUUAUUUUAUUACUUUAACCUGCUUGGGUUAAAUCUAUGUCAUGAACACAGUCCAACUCAGUUGUUUCUUAGUAACUAUGUUAUAUAAUCAAUCUAAAUACUACUGUACAUCUCAAGUAACCCAUGCUGUAAAUAAGAUUUGUCUAUUGUCCAUUGAAGGUUAGUGUUGCUCAUUGAUUGUAAUGAUUAUGCAAUUCCCAGUAAACUUGCUUGUUUUUUCAGUUAAAA